Molecule: messenger RNA, 1843 nt
Organism: Achroia grisella
Lineage: Eukaryota; Metazoa; Arthropoda; Insecta; Lepidoptera; Pyralidae
Gene: rnh1
Product: ribonuclease H1-like
Exons: 2
Coding region: 19-1095 (358 amino acids)
Biological process (GO): DNA replication, removal of RNA primer
Molecular function (GO): magnesium ion binding; RNA-DNA hybrid ribonuclease activity; nucleic acid binding
Source: RefSeq, a predicted model, not a curated record
AAAUGUCAUAACAAAUAAAUGUUAAGGGUAGUAUUUCAAAAAAUCUCUUUUAAUGCUAACGGUAAUGUCAAUAACUUAAUUAAAUUAACAAAAAUGUCCUAUUACGCGGUGGCAAAAGGUCGAACGACUGGAAUUUUUAUGUCAUGGGGUGACUGUGAGUCUCAAGUGAAAGGAUUUUCUGGAGCUCGAUACAAAAAGUUUAACAGCGUAGUCGAGGCGCAGAAUUUUAUUCAGAGUAUAGGUGGUAACAAAACUGUCUCACAAAAUAAGAAGCCUUAUACUCAAAAUUAUUCCGUUUCUGGUAAUUCCAAGAAUAACCUCAAAAGGUCUUUCUCUAAGUCAUCAUUUGUUGGGAAAAAAAAUGACGACAACUAUUCUCGUCAAUUCCAAUCAAAUAAAAAUACGUCAGAAAGUAGUGAGCCACAGAAUUAUGAAGACAGUUUUCAAGCAGACAGUGACUCUAGUGAUGAUUUAAAUACAAUGUUAGUUAAGCAAUUAGACGAUGUAGAGAAAAGAAUAAAAGGUUUUGAAAAAGGUGUCGACAAAAUUAUAAAGAACUCCUCUCGCAAUACAAUGCUUAUAGAACCUCCGGUACCUAAAAGGAAAAGAAGUGCCAAUAAUCAAGGCUUUGAUCAGGACAGUGAUGGAUUUGUGCAGGUUUAUACAGAUGGAGCCUGUUCUGCCAAUGGUCGUACAGGAGCACGGGCAGGUAUAGGAGUCUACUUUGGAGAAGGGCAUCGUCUCAACACUAGUGCACCGGUGUCAGGUCGUGCCACUAAUAAUUGUGGUGAAAUACAAGCUGCAACAAAAGCUAUCCAGUUAGCUCUACAAAAUGGUGUUACAAAAUUGGCCAUCAAUACUGAUUCACAAUUUUUAAUCAACUCUGUUACAAAAUGGAUGCCAGGCUGGAAAAAUAAAGGGUGGAAACUGAGAUCUGGUGAACCAGUAAAGAAUGAACAAGACUUUAAAGAUUUAGACAAAUAUCAAAACAAAUUACAAAUUAAAUGGAAUUAUGUAGAAGCCCACCGUGGGGUUCAUGGUAAUGAAAUGGCUGACCAGCUCGCCAAGGCAGGUGCAGCUAUGUAUAAUAAUUGAAAAUAUAGGACUGAGUCUGAAAGAAAAUAUCUGAUAUUGUGUGAGUUUCUAUUAGAUACUGAUGGCCGUCAGAAUUCUCUGUGCUGUACUAGACAGGGCACAUUAUCAGAUGCUGCCAGGGUAUUAGGUAUAUUAUAAAUGUAUGGGUUUACUCCAACAUCAUUAAAGCAGAUGUAGUAAUCAAUUUCUGUGAUCAAAAUUAUUUUGGAAAUGUUUUUUUCAGAGAAUUUAUUAAUACACAUGUUAUAAACAUGUCUUCUUUGUAUCAACUAUUUUUGUACAUGGCAUACUUACAUGAAUAUUUCAUUGAAAUCCAAACAAAGCCAUUGGUUUGGUUUUAGUAAUUCUUUGCUGAUUCUUCAUUCACAUUUAAAUAAUCUCUUUCUGUUUAUUAUAAAAAAUACACAAGAGAAAUGGGAAGAAGAUAAUAUUAGGUUUUCAUUAUUGAAUAAGGAACUGUUAUUCACAAAAUAUUUAAUUAAAAGCUUUAUUACAGUUGAUUGUGAUGUUAUGACUUCAUGCUAUUAUUACUUAUUUAAUUUUAAGAGGAUUAAGGCUGGCUUUGAUCAUAUUAUGACAAAUUCUUACUUUCACUGUUUAAAAAAAAUACUAAAUCCUCAUAUUAUCCAGUAAUAUAAGGACAUUAGUUUUUUAAGUUACCACAAAAGAAUAUGAAAAAUAAUGUAGAUGAUGAUUGAUAUAUGAAUGUUUUUUCUGUAACAUGUGACCAUAAAAAUAUUCAAAUAAA